Molecule: messenger RNA, 1440 nt
Organism: Lotus japonicus
Lineage: Eukaryota; Viridiplantae; Streptophyta; Magnoliopsida; Fabales; Fabaceae
Product: pheophytinase, chloroplastic
Exons: 8
Coding region: 119-1186 (355 amino acids)
Source: RefSeq, a predicted model, not a curated record
UACGUGGUUUGUAGGCAGAGCACAGGUAUGAAGUGGUGGUGAGAAUUGAGCUCGAAGAAAAAGCAGUGAAUUCGCCAGUAGAAGUAGUGUUAACUGUUAACAAAUAACAACAACGCUAAUGGUCAUGGCAUUGGCAUCAUCCAUCUACACUACUCAUUUUCUCCCCCACUACCGUCCUAGUCCUACACCUUCUUCUUACCCCAAGUUCCAUUUUCCCCAACCGAAUAGGAUCUUCGCAGUUUCUUCCUCUCAUAAUCAAAUUCUUUCCACCCAAAAUGCAGACCUCCAAGUUCAAACCAGGACGUGGAAUUGGAAGGGUUACUCUGUACGUUAUCAAUGUUCUGGGAACGAUGGCCCUGCACUGGUUUUAGUGCACGGUUUUGGAGCAAACAGUGACCACUGGAGGAAGAAUAUUCCAGCUCUUGCAAAAUCUCACCGGGUAUACUCUAUUGAUCUUAUUGGAUAUGGAUAUUCAGAUAAACCAAAUCCUCGUCAAUUUGGAGAUGAUUCCUUUUACACUUUUGAGACAUGGGCUACCCAAUUAAAUGAGUUUUGUGUUGAUGUCAUUAAGGACGAAGCAUUCUUUAUAUGCAAUUCUAUUGGAGGAGUUGUUGGUCUUCAGGCAGCUGUACUAGAACCACAAAUCUGCAGGGGCAUUCUCCUACUCAAUAUAUCUCUUCGGAUGCUUCACAUAAAGAAGCAGCCUUGGUAUGGAAGAUCUUUCAUCAGAUCAUUCCAGAGGUUGCUUAGGGAUACUGCUGUGGGCAAGUUCUUCUUUAAAGCUAUUGCAACAAAAGAAUCUGUGAGGAACAUUCUUUGCCAGUGCUAUCAUGACACGUCCCAGGUGACAGAUGAGCUAGUGCAGAUCAUCCUUAGUCCAGGACUGGAACCUGGAGCUGUAGAGGUCUUUCUCGAGUUUAUUUGUUACUCAGGUGGCCCUCUUCCUGAAGAACUACUACCCCUAGUAAAGUGCCCAGUUUUGAUAGCAUGGGGUGACAAGGAUCCUUGGGAACCAAUUGAGAUGGGAAGAAAUUAUGGAAAUUUUGAUUCUGUAGAAGACUUCAUUGUACUUCCAAAUGUUGGACAUUGCCCCCAGGAUGAAGCGCCCGAUCUUGUGAACCCUCUUGUGGAGUCAUUUGUGGCACGCCAUGCUAAAUCCUCAUCUGGUGCCUCUGCAAUUAGUUGAUUCCUUUGUAAGUCGGUUUAUUGGUGCUGCUCAGCUCAUUGAAAUUGUGUAUAUUUCUCCAUUUGCUUUCAUUAAAGUGAGUGAUCACUUUCACUUUAGAAGGAAAAAUCAGGAAUUGUAUCACUUUGGAUGAGAAAAUUUGGGGAGUAGUUUUGUACAAUUUCAUAGUAUUUUACAUGUACAUACAUUUGUUUAUAUAAUCUUAACUUAAAUCAAUAAUUAUCACUCCUAUUCUUCUUCUUUUUUGCAGCUAA